Messenger RNA from Trichoderma gamsii, 723 nucleotides. RefSeq lists its product as hypothetical. The coding region runs from base 1 to 723 and encodes 240 amino acids. The record is from RefSeq and is a predicted model, not a curated record. NCBI's taxonomy places the organism in Eukaryota, Fungi, Ascomycota, Sordariomycetes, Hypocreales, Hypocreaceae. The transcript is spliced from 2 exons.
AUGACCUAUCCUCAGCAUUACGCUACAGAGGAAUUCCCCCCCGACGCCGGAAAGGAAAUUUCCACUGUCUAUGCAAACGACCCAGCAACAACCGCCGAACUCUUAGAGUCUCUCAUCGAGAGAGACGGCGCUGUCAUCGUCAAAAACCUCGUUCCCCAAUCUCUCUGUGCGCAGAUCAAGAAAGAUCUGAGACCUAUAUUUGACUCUGAUAAACCAGAUCCUGCUGGCUUCUUCCCUAGAACCACAAAGCGUGCUUCUGGCAUUCUUGCAAAUUCACCGGCCAGCGCCAAGCUGGUGGUGAACCCCCUCUUUCAGUCUGUCGCAGAAAGGAUGUUGACCAGCAGAUAUACCUACUGGGAGGGCCAAGAGCAAAAGAGCGUGGCAGCGAAGCCACAAGUUGCAAGCAUAGUAGGUUUCCGUGUUGAGCCUGGCGGCAAGCAGCAGCCUCUCCACAGAGAUGACUCGGAUUACCACACUCGAAACUGCGAUAUGCCGGUGAUGUUGGGUUGCGUCACGGCAUUAUCCAAGACGACAAAGGAAAAUGGCGCAACUGUCAUCAUUCCAAGGAGCCACUUAUGGGGGCCGGACAGAUGCCCUCUUGAUGAGGAAACCAUCUCAGCAGAACUAGAAGUCGGAGAUGCUGCUAUAUUCGUUGGCAACGUAUAUCAUGCAGGAGGCGCAAACGUCACCAAGUAUUCUCCCCCAUCCAGCCUUGCAUUGUGA